AUGGCUUCGUCUGAGAAGGCUCCGCUGAAUCCGCAGGAGCGAGAAGACCCUGUUUUGCCCACUGCGCUACGUCUGCCCGUCUUCAACAAGCUCAAAGGAAAGCACAUCGUCCUCGCCAGCGCCUCGCCGCGCCGCAAUGAGAUCCUUCGCACCUUUGGCUUGAACCCUCGCAUCGUCCCGUCCACCUUCCCCGAAACCCUCUCCCAUGCGGAGUUUGACGAUCCUGCCCAGUACGCUGUGGCGACAGGGUCAGCCAAAGCCGUAGAGGUGUACCAGCAGCUCGUACGGGAUGACCCAGAGGACCCUCCUGAUCUCGUCAUUGGCGCCGACACCGUCGUGAUUCUUCCCGGCCCCGAUCCUACGAUUCUCGAGAAGCCGCGGAAUAAAGCCGACCAGCUCAACAUGCUCGAGAGCUACCAGGGCGCAAAGGUGCAGGUCGUGACGGGCGUGACGAUAGUCCAGCCUCAGAUCGCUACGCCUGGCUACUCCUGCGCGUCAUUGGUGGUCGCGACAAACGUCGUUUUCGCAGAUUGUUCAUCCGAGCUGCUGCAGGCGUAUGUGGAGUGUGGCGAAGGGCUAGACAGGGCGGGCGGAUUUGCGGUUCAAGGGCAGGGCGGCUUGCUGGUCAAGCGCGUCGAGGGCGAUUACAACAACGUCGUCGGCUUCCCUGGACAGGCGUUCAUCGAAUGGCUCAGCCAGCUGACUGAGGAGGGGACUCUGCUCGAGCUGGACUAG
This is a messenger RNA of Rhodotorula toruloides NP11, 735 nucleotides long. Its product is annotated as acetylserotonin o-methyltransferase-like protein. The coding region runs from base 1 to 735 and encodes 244 amino acids. Lineage: Eukaryota; Fungi; Basidiomycota; Microbotryomycetes; Sporidiobolales; Sporidiobolaceae. The record is from RefSeq and is a predicted model, not a curated record. Gene Ontology annotation, molecular function: nucleoside triphosphate diphosphatase activity. The transcript is spliced from 8 exons.